AUGGUUUGGGAUGUGUUUGUUUGGAUGGUGAAGUCUGACAAGGAAAUGCGAGGUAAGAGCCAAAAGGGGCCUUCUGGCAUCUCAAUGAUGACACAAGAAUCAUCAGAGGUGUUGGAAAAACAUGCAAGCUCAGGCUCUCAUGUGAGGGGGAGUAGUGAAUAUGUUAGACUGGUCAUAUCUGAUGAACCAAGGGCCGUUGAAGAUGAAAUCUUGCUGCCUCGAGCAGAAUCAAAAAUUAAGUCUUUCUGGUGGUGGAUAAAAUCCUUUUUAUGGUGUGCUGUCAUUGUGAUACUUGCUUUUAUUCUUACCAAAUGGGGAGUGCCACUUUUUUUUGAAAAGGUUCUUUACCCAAUCAUGGAAUGGGAAGCUACUGCCUUUGGCCGUCCAGUUCUUGCCCUAGUACUUGUUGCUUCUCUGGCAUUAUUCCCAGUAUUCUUAAUCCCUUCUGGCCCCUCCAUGUGGCUGGCCGGGAUGAUUUUUGGUUAUGGCCUUGGCUUUGUUAUAAUAAUGGUUGGAACAACCAUUGGGAUGGUCCUGCCUUACCUAAUUGGGCUACUGUUCCGUGACCGCAUUCAUCAAUGGUUGAAGAGAUGGCCCCAGAAUGCUGCAAUGAUUAGGCUUGCUGGGGAAGGGAACUGGUCUCGUCAGUUUCAAGUUGUGGCACUGUUUAGGGUUUCUCCUUUUCCAUAUACUAUAUUCAAUUAUGCUGUGGUAGUCACAAAUAUGAGGUUUUGGCCCUACUUAUGUGGAUCAGUAGCUGGAAUGGUACCAGAAGCUUUCAUCUAUAUCUACAGUGGUCGGUUAAUGAAGACGUUGGCAGACGCACAGAAUGGGAAGCACCACUUGACAACUGUGGAAAUCGUAUACAACAUUAUUUCUUUCAUUAUUGCGAUAGUUACGACUAUUGCCUUCACUGUUUAUGCAAAAAGGACUCUAAAUGAACUCAAAAUGCCAGAGUUGAAUGAGGAAGUUACCUCUGUUUCUGAGGAGGGCUGUUUUGAGAUGGAGAGUCUUCCCCUUGAAAGGCCUAAACAGCUUAGUUGGUCGAAAUUUUCGUGA
Messenger RNA from Sphenostylis stenocarpa, 1059 nucleotides. Lineage: Eukaryota; Viridiplantae; Streptophyta; Magnoliopsida; Fabales; Fabaceae. The record is from the annotation of a GenBank genome assembly.